AUGUCUCAAAUCGCGUCGUUUCCUUUCGCUCUGCCGCACAUUGAGCCUUCGCCCAGGAGGGUCCGUGUCCUCUUCGGCGGCGAGUACAUUGUGGACACACAGGAAGCCCUUCUUGUCUGGCUGAAGCCUUAUUACCCGUACUACUUCUUCAAGGUCAAGGACGUUCAGGAGAAGUACCUCGUCGACGCCUUCCAGUCUCAGAAGCACCACCUCUACGACAUCGUGGUGGGCAACCGCCGGGCAGAAGCAGCGGCGACGAUUUACCACGACGACGAGCUCGAUGGCUUGAUCCAGCUGGAGUUCAGCGAGAUGGACGCCUGGUUCGAGGAGGACGAGCAGAUAUACGUCCACCCCAAGGACCCGUACAAGCGCGUAGACGUCCUUCACUCCUCACGGCGCGUCCGGGUCGAGGUAAACGGCGUCGAGGUCGCGAGCACCACGCGCCCGCGCAUCCUGUACGAGACGAGCCUCCCGAUCCGUUACUACAUCCCGAAGACGGACUGCAAGCUGGAGCUGCUCAUCCCCUCGUCGUCCAGCACGGAGUGCCCGUAUAAGGGUGUCGCGAGCUAUUACAACAUCCACCUUCCUUCCGGGGAAAGCUUCGAAGAUCUGGUGUGGUACUACCGCACCCCGCAACUCGAGUGCGCGGAGAUAAAGGGCUGCCUCGCCUUCUACAACGAGAAGGUCGACAUCUACGUCGACGACGUUCUUCAGCCUAGACCACAGCGUCCGGGCAGCAAACGUGCCAGUGCGGCCGCUGUCGCCCUCUGA
Messenger RNA from Epithele typhae, 771 nucleotides. RefSeq lists its product as uncharacterized. Bases 1 to 771 code for a protein of 256 amino acids. The record is from RefSeq and is a predicted model, not a curated record. NCBI's taxonomy places the organism in Eukaryota, Fungi, Basidiomycota, Agaricomycetes, Polyporales, Epitheliaceae. The transcript has 4 exons.